AUGGUGUCCUGCAGCCUGCCUUCGACGUUUUCACCUUUCCUGAGGUUCCUCACGUCUAUAUCCUUAUCCAUUACAACCAUCUGCUUGGCGUUCUCCGUGCUCAACGAAUAUGGCGCACAGUCCGACUAUCUAACCUUUGUCGCCGUCGCUAUGACCUACGCCUACCAUGCCGCCAUCAUCACCAUUGAGGUCAGGAAUUCACGAAAAUCUACUUUCCCCACCUACUCGCGCAAAGCAGCCAUCAUCUCUGGUUUCGUGCUUGCCGUUCUCUGGGUUGUCCCCCUGGGGGUGACAGCCAUGCAUACCAUCGCGGAAGAGCUGACAGGGACAGUGUCCUCGUCUACGGAAUUUUGGAAGGGUGUGGCAGAGGCGGUAGCUUGUUUUUGUGAAAUGGUCGCAAUGUUUGCAGUUGCUGGCCGGGCGACGCGGGAGAGGCUGGAUAUCUCCACCCAAAAGAAAUGGGAGUACGUCGAUAUUGAAACCAGGCCAGAUAGGCUGUCUUUCUCUUACAAUUAG
Molecule: messenger RNA, 516 nt
Organism: Desarmillaria tabescens
Lineage: Eukaryota; Fungi; Basidiomycota; Agaricomycetes; Agaricales; Physalacriaceae
Exons: 1
Coding region: 1-516 (171 amino acids)
Source: RefSeq, a predicted model, not a curated record